GCCGACUGGAGUCUAGCCCAACCCCAGUCCUCGUCUGUCGGACGGUUGACUGCUCGCUAGAUCAUGCGCCUGUCUCUCCGCAGCCUCUCCCGCUCCCAGGUUGUGUCAAGACUUCUCCACUGACUGUCGUGGUCCUGAGCAUUGCCGCCCCGCUUGGGCUCCCCACACUUCACAGCACAGCAGUGUAGCCUUCCAUGCAGGCUCUGUGAUGAAUCAAGGAGCUCCCUCGACGGCUGCUGCAAAUGGUCCUGCCCCCGCCUCUGCCCCCGCCUCUGCUCCCCAGCCAAAGCCCAUCCGCUUCGUCAUCAACCACGAUGGGCCGUACGCGAAGCGGCGCAGGAUCAAUUCGGCCUGCUUAACCUGUCGCCGCAAGAAGACGCGCUGUUCUGGCGAACGCCCAAUCUGCGGCACAUGUACCCAGAACAAGCACGAAUGCGCCGGCUAUGGAGACGACAACGGCGCAGCAGAUAUGGGUCGCGACAGCAAGAAGGCUGUCCGCAGGGAGAGCACGGCCUUGACCAGUGCGCCUGUACGGAAAAGCGAAGCUCCAGCCGACGCUCCUGCCCAGCUCGCUCCUGCUCAGCUCGCUCCUGCCCAGCUCGCUCCUGCCCAGCUCGCUCCUGCCCGGCUCGCUCAUCCGCAACUGCCUCACCUAGCCUCGCCAAACAUGUCACAGCUGUCCGACUCGUCUACCCACAAUCUCGCACCGAAGCAAGAGGGAGACGGCGACAAUGGCGCACUCAGUCUCAACACACGCAACAGAAUGCCCUACUUUCGCUACUUUGGGCCCACAGCUAUCAUGCCUGGCUUCAGGCAGAUGGUCGUCAAAGUCAGAGGUCAGCGUCACGGAAGCACACAGACACUGUCAGAUCAGCAUGCAGUCGACUCGUCGCCCGCAGAACCUCUAGGCUCGCCAACAGGAGCCGAAGCUCGUACACCCCUCGAGAUACCCGUCUAUGACAACUCCGACCUGUCACCUAGUCCGCUGAUUACACAUCUGUGUAAACUGUUCUUCGUCAACCUGGGCUGCUGCUUCCCCUUCCUGCAACGUGAGCGUUUCAUGCGAGAUCUCGAGGAGAAGCAAGUGGACGCCAUCCUGGUUGAUGCCGUGUGCGCACUGGCUGCUAGGUUCUCCACUCACCCAAUGCUGACGCGAGGCGGCAAUCAGCAGAAAGAAGGGACUGAGGAGAAGGCCAAGACACAUCACCCCGAAGCUGGGCAAGCUUUCGCACAACGAGCCAAGUCAAACAUGCCGGACGCCUUCCCCUGUCCUAAUGUCGCUGUGGUGCAGGCCGCUCUACUGCUGGCCUACGAUGAGUUUGGAGCGAGUCGCGACAGUGGCCUUUGGAUGUACCUUGGUAUCGCUAUCCGGAUGGCGCAAGAUCUGGGCAUGCAGACGCUGGAGGGGCUGAAGUACGAGGGUCGUAGCGGCAUCACUCCCAAGCUCGUCAAGACGGACUCCAACAGCAGCAAUGCGCCAGCAUUGCAAGAGCAAAACUCACGACGGAACCCGGAAAUGGCCCCUGCUGAACAGGAACAAAGAGCCGUCGAACGCGAGCGUCUGGACACUUUUUGGUCCAUCUUCUUCCUCGAUCGUGUCAUCUCGUCGGGUACUGGACGUCCGGUUACAAUUCGCGAUCGAGACAUCGAGAUCAGCUUCCCUUCCCUAGACGAAGUGGACCCAGCAUCAGGGUGGCCACUGCCUUUCCCCGCUCUUAUCCGGAUCAUCCACCUCUAUGGGCGUGUGACGGACCUGCUCAACAGAGUGAGAGACGUCUCGGACAUUACAAAAGACCUGCAGAAGCAGCUCGGCGCUCUUGAGAAUCGUUUGACAGAAAUCUAUCAGAACCUGUCGCCCAAGCUACACUUCAACGCUGUCAACUUCCAGCAGUACGUCAAAUUCAACCAAGGGACAAAUUUCCUACUCCUCCACUGUUGGUUCCACACCCUCAUAGUCUUGCUUCAUCAGCCGACUCUAUUGAAGCCUUUUGAAGGGAGCCCGCAAUCGCUGUCUGCUAAUAGCAGAGAGCUUUCCUUGUCUUCAGCCAAGACGGUCGCUGACAUUCUGUCGUUUACUGAGCUCAUUGAUGCAAAGACCGGAGUGGGCAACCCGUUUACAAGCCAACCAAUAUACAUAGCUGCCUGCGCCUUUCUGCAGGAAUCUGCGAUGCACUCAGCAUCAUCUCAGCCGCAAUCUCGGCCCCAGUCCCGCCCUAUGUCGCCAGGGCUGCAUGGCGAGCAGAGGGAAACUAGAGCUCCACUCGCGCAACUGAACCUCGACAAGAACCUGAGCAACGGCGACAGACUGAAUGCUUUGCAUGAACACGAGCAAAAGCAAGCUGUUAAGCACACCCUGCUCGCUUCGGCAGCAAAUCAAAACUACCAGCGCUGCUAUCGUGCACUCAAGUCACUCGAGACAUAUUGGGAAGGUGUCAAGUACAUCAUAACUGUGUUGGAUCAAAAGGCGAAGGGUAUCGACAACCCGUUACUGUACACAAGGGAAGAAAUGGAGAGUGCUCUGGAGGUGCCUCGACCGGAGCCUUCGUUCACAAGUCCAGGGUGGCGGAGGAAGCUUAGUUGGGGCACGUACCUGACGGCGCGAAGUCCGGACGGCGAUAUGGCCAACAUGCCUGCUGCGAUCAGAAAGGGCGCCAGAACGCCAACCAUACCUGGCUCACCGAUGGGCCUUUCAAGUCAAGCCAUCGGAUGGUCACUCACCGGCACAAUGAAUUCUCCAUCUACAAACGUCGCAGUCAUGUACACAUCUGAAAACAACGCCGGACACGAAACAAAACCAGCACAGUCGAAACGGGCGCCUGCUAGUACGCAUCCUUCCAUCGCCUCGCUCAUAUCGAACCCUCCCGUCAAGUUUGAGCCAUCGCAGCCACCCAUGCCAUCUCCAUCCGUCCACCCACCCUUCGACCCCGCGUCGAUGCCCCCGCCUCCGGUCAACAAUCCGUACGGCGUUGUACCCGUGCCUGACCCUGCACUAGUUUCCGAUGCUGAUCUUCUGUUGAACCUCCACUCUCCGUUCAACAGCGCAUCCCCCACCCAUGCAUCUUUGCAGAACGCUACAUCCUACGUCAGAUCUUCAUCCCUGCAAAACAACCAAGGCCACCAGGUGCAACCAAGCGAGUUUUCGCCCACAUUCGGCAUGUACAACACGCCAUCUGACAACGCGUUUGGCGAUAUGGUCAUCGACACUCAGGAUGUGGAUAUGUCCGUGCUCGGCGCAGACAUGAUGCCUUGGGAUUUAGAAUACCUACCACACGAUAUGCUCUACUUUGGUGACGGCACGUUCGGUGCCGACAGUAUGGGAGAUGCACAAUAGUCGAAAGAAAGAGACGUAAAGAAUCGGCUCGAUUAUGCAUUGUGUCUAAUGCACAUAUGGCGUUUGGGUAACAGGGAUCGCUCGGCUGCUAGGAGGCAUGCAGGCAGAACGGUUGAUCUGUGUAGGAUUUACGCG
Macroventuria anomochaeta is the source of this 3466-nucleotide messenger RNA. RefSeq lists its product as uncharacterized. The coding region runs from base 209 to 3331 and encodes 1040 amino acids. Gene Ontology annotation, biological process: regulation of DNA-templated transcription; DNA-templated transcription. Gene Ontology annotation, molecular function: DNA binding; DNA-binding transcription factor activity, RNA polymerase II-specific; zinc ion binding. The transcript is spliced from 4 exons. NCBI's taxonomy places the organism in Eukaryota, Fungi, Ascomycota, Dothideomycetes, Pleosporales, Didymellaceae. The record is from RefSeq and is a predicted model, not a curated record.